UGGUAGCGUGUAUUUAAACCGAGUGUCGCCGUUUUUGGUGGAGAUUGCAUUCGAUACUUCCUAUAAAAAAUAUUUUGGUUCGGAAAGUGUUAAGUUUUUUUCGUAUACCAUGAGCGAAGUAAUUGUGCAAUGUUCUACAGAGCCCGAAGAUGGCGGGGAUAAGCCAGCACCGACUUUAUCUGGGCCAAUUGUGGGUAUUAUUUACCCACCGCCUGAAGUUCGCAAUAUUGUUGAUAAAACUGCCAGCUUUGUUGCACGUAAUGGACCUGAAUUUGAAAGUCGCAUUCGGCAAAACGAAUUGGGAAAUCCUAAGUUCAAUUUCUUGAGUCCUGGAGAUCCUUAUCAUGCGUACUAUCAGCACAAAGUACGGGAAAUUCGUGAAGGGCGAAACGACGUGAGUUCUGCGGUAGUUCCUGCCGGAAUUCAACAGCUUAAAACUGCUGCAAGUGCUGCUGCUCAAUUAAAACAGCAGGAACUAUUAAAAUCCGUGCGAGAGGAACAAUUUGUUCCAAAGGAUCCUCCACAAGAGUUUGAGUUUAUAGCGGAUCCUCCUUCAAUAUCAGCACUUGAUUUGGACAUUGUUAAGUUAACGGCUCAGUUUGUUGCUCGUAACGGGAGACUUUUCCUGACUAAUUUAAUGAACAGGGAACAAAGAAACUAUCAAUUUGAUUUUUUGCGACCUCAACAUUCUUUGUUUCAAUAUUUUACAAAACUUCUUGAACAGUAUACAAAGAUUCUAGUUCCUCCUAAGGAUCUGAUGAAUAAACUGAAGAUCGAAAGCGCUCCUGGUCGGAGCAGUAUGAAUGUUGUUCUCGAGCAGGUCAAAUAUAGGGCCAAUUGGAACAAACAUCAGGAUAUGCAAAGACGAAGAGAAGAAGAAAAGGUAGAGCGAGAGCGAGUUGCAUACGCGCAGAUUGAUUGGCACGAUUUUGUUGUAGUCGAAGUUGUGGACUAUCAACCAUAUGAGAGUGGUAAUUUUCCACCACCAACUACUCCGGAUGAGGUGGGAGCUCGAGUGCUAAUGGAGGAGCGUUUAACAGAAGACGAUCAUGAUAUUGAGAUGCAAAUAGAGUCCAACGAUGAGGAAAGUGAUGAUGACAGACCAACAAAUACAAAUGUGAGAUUAUCUAAGAUGGAGAACCGCUUGGGACAAAUAACGACGCAACGGAAAGAUAAUAAUCAGGUUCAAGAUAUGGAUGAGUCUACCUCAUCAAGCGAUGAAGAUGAAUUGGAGCGUCCAGGUCGGGACAAAGUAAUUCCAUCUGCACCACAACCUCCACCAAUAGCCCCUCCCACACACGAUAAGGUUAUUGUUAAAAAAUAUGAUCCCAAGCAGUCUCAGAAAAUUCAAAAACCUCCGAGUGUUGUUGGUGAUGAUUUUCUUAUAUCCCCAAUAACAGGAGAGAAAAUUCCUGCUUCGAAAGUGGCAGAGCAUAUGCGUAUAGGACUGCUGGAUCCACGUUGGGUCGAACAACGGGACAAGCACAUUGAAAAAGUGGCGCAGGAGAACGUAUAUGCCCCAGGCGCUGCUAUCGAGGCAAGUUUGAAACAGUUAGCUGAACGACGUACCGAUAUUUUUGGUGUUGGCGAUGAGGAAGCUGCAAUUGGUAAGAAACUUGGCGAAGAGGAAACUAAAAAGGACGAUAGAGUUACUUGGGAUGGACACACAUCAAGUGUGGAAGCUGCUACUCGUGCGGCUAGGGCUAAUAUAACAUUGGAAGCUCAAAUACAUCAAAUUCAUAAAAGUAAGGGUCUGAUAACUGAUGAAGAGAAGGAAAAAAUUGGUCCUAAACCAAUUCCCGGAACUGUGGCUCUUGCGCCACCGAAACCUCCUGCGCCGGUUCCCCAACCACCUCCACAUACCACUGCAUCGCAAUCGCAUCAACAACAACCGAAAUCAAUUCAAGUUCCUCAACAUCCACACCACCAACACCAAGUUCAACCGCCACCAUCUAUGAUGAUGCCUAUGGGUAUGGGUAUGGGACCGCCACCCAUGAUGCCCCCGCCAUUCUCCGUCGGUUUUGGAGUUCCACCGAUGCCUCCGCAUGGUGUUCCAACAAUGGCUCCGGUUCCGAAUAUUACCGAAUCAUCAGCCGGUGGGGGCGUUCCGCUCAUCGAUAUCGAUGAACCACUAAAUAAAAAACCACGUACUGAAGAUCAUUUGAUAGAGGAAAACGUAUUCAUGCAACGUCACAAAGGACCGGUAACAAUACAGGUGCAGUGUCCAAAUCUGUCCGAAAAAAGUGAGUGGAAGUUAUGCGGGCAGACCAUCUCUAUACAACUACAGCUCACUGAUUCUGUAAGCACCAUGAAAGGAAAACUGCAAGCGGAAACUGGAAUGCCUCCAGCGAAACAAAAGAUAUUUUACGAGGGAAUGUUCUUCAAGGAUAGCAACACUGUUGCCUACUAUAAUUUGCUUAGCGGAGCUACAGUUGUAUUACAGCUCAAAGAACGUGGUGGACGUAAAAAGUAAAUUCUUCUGAGAAACCAAGGCAAGAGAAAUGUGUUUCUUUCCAUUAAUGAAUAUAUUCUAUAAACUACAUAAACUAACUGCUACGCUGGUGGUAAGUUACACGUUUAAUAAAUUCUAUUUCCUUAAA
Molecule: messenger RNA, 2600 nt
Organism: Malaya genurostris
Lineage: Eukaryota; Metazoa; Arthropoda; Insecta; Diptera; Culicidae
Gene: Sf3a1
Product: splicing factor 3A subunit 1
Exons: 3
Coding region: 110-2473 (787 amino acids)
Biological process (GO): mRNA cis splicing, via spliceosome; regulation of alternative mRNA splicing, via spliceosome
Cellular component (GO): U2-type prespliceosome; catalytic step 2 spliceosome; U2 snRNP
Molecular function (GO): protein binding; RNA binding
Source: RefSeq, a predicted model, not a curated record